Molecule: messenger RNA, 873 nt
Organism: Monosiga brevicollis MX1
Lineage: Eukaryota; Choanoflagellata; Craspedida; Salpingoecidae
Exons: 2
Coding region: 1-873 (290 amino acids)
Source: RefSeq, a predicted model, not a curated record
AUGGUCAAGCGCAAGUGUGUGGUAGAGGGCUGUACGCAGACAUGCCACAGCGCCGCUGCUCUGGCCCUGCACCUUGAGGUGGCACACGGCCUCAACCCCAAGGAACAUCUUGGGCGCACCGCCCGCACGCUGAUCCGCCACAUGUGUCCCGUGUGCAGCUACAUUUCUUACGAUCCCGCUCUCUAUCAGAGACAUCUCGAGGAUCACACGCUGGCCCAGCUCAACACGCGCCGCGAUGCUCUUUUGCCCAUCUGUUGCCGCAAAUGCCGCAUGAUCAUUGUCGCCCAGAAUGUUCGCCUCUAUCACGAGCGCUCCUGUGAUGCCGUCUCGACCGGCCGUGGGCUGAAGAAGCGUACGGCUGAUUUGUUCAAAUGCCGCAACUGUGGUCACAGCUUUCGUGCCGUCCGCCAGCUCCUGACGCAUGCCAAGCUAUGUGGGCGUGCAGAAGCCGCCGCUGGCAGUCACGGUGGACACGCAUCGGUGUUUGAUGACCUGUCCAUGGAGAAGCAGCUCGGGGGUCUGGAGGAGUAUGGUGCCCAUGGCAUGGACGCUGGCUAUCUGGGUGUGGAUGGACAAGGGAACAAGGACUUUGAGCUCUCAUCGAAUCCCUCGCUCGCCAACGCCGUCAACCGCAUCCGUGUCAAGAUGGAGCUGUGUUGCAAGGCCACCAAGACGGCCGAUCACGAGAGCAUCCUCCUCUCCCGCCUCAACCAGAUUGAGCAGGUGGUGACCGAUCUCACCAAAAUCUUCCAAGACGACACCCAAGCCCAGGGUCUCGGCGUUAAUCCCACUGCACGCCGCACCCAGCGCUCGGCCGCAGGCGCCACCGGUAGCAACUACUCCAACCUCAUGAUGAAAAAGGCCAAGAAGUAA